AAUGUGUAGAAGAUACACUCACUAUCUUGAACUGAAGUUGAAGGAAUAGUGCAUGAGUGGGGUUAGUUGGAGGGAUUGAGGCACGCACGCAUCCGCAUGCAGCUUUGCGGCUUCUUUGUUUUCUGCGCUGGUUCAAAUCUCCUUCCGCCACACGAGUGUUUCUUUCGUUAGUAGAGUGGCGAAGACCAACUCGUGCAGGCUCUGCAUAGCUAGCCUUAGGCCCGGAAUAAGCGCAGGCUCCGAAAAAAUCCUAAGUUGUUUCAGGAAAUCGCGUUGGACGUUGCGAUCAAUCCGUCAGCAGAGUUCAUGAUCAGUGCUCUCAGGACCUGAGGAAUACGAGUGAUCGCUGAGACAGCCGCAUGGCUCCGCGUUCUUGGUUCACUGGUGGCUGAAGAGAAUCAGGACGUACGUAUCCGUACUGGUCGGAAGUCACCUGGAAGAUGGCGACUGCAGCUGUUGAGGAUGGAACGACUGAUACUAGAUCCACUAGCGCUACAGCCAACAACAGGUCCAAUGACGAGGGUAGUGCAUCACCGGUUCGCAAGAAAUACCGCCGUUCCACCGUCUUCGUACUCUGGAUGUUCGGCGGCGGCAGCCAUUCCAACCCGUGCGAGCUGCCGAUGAACCGGAGUGUCCGCGUGACAGAUGUAUCGGCCGGCGAACUCCAUGCUGCUAUGUUGACGGAGCAUGGCUAUGUGAUCGUUGCCGGAUUCAAUGACUGUGGACAGCUGGGAUUGGGAAACACAACCACCGCUGAGAUACCGAUGUACAUGCAAUGGUUUGGAGCAUGGCGGAAAGCAACCCAAGUUGUCUGUGGAAAGAAUCACACCCUUGUGCUGAGAGGAGUUACUAACCAGAUAUAUGCCUGUGGAGACAAUAGCGCACAUCAGCUGGGCACUGGCGACGGAAAGUCACGCAGCACACCACGGAUGGUUCGUAUGCCACGGUGGGACGAGGGCUACAAGGUCGCUCAGAUCGCUGCUGGUGCAGAGCAUUCCGCCUUUCUCACAGAAUGCGGCAAGCUGUUCGUAUGGGGAGAUAACGGAAAUGGCCAGCUGGGCCUGCCACAAAACGUUGACUCUGUUGAAGUCCCACGGGAGGUUAAAUUGGACUUCAACAUCAAGUACGUGGCGUGCGGAUCAUACCAGACUUGCGUUAUAACAGAUGGAGGACACCUGUACACAUGUGGACACUCCAGUGUGUUCCACAUUGGCAAAGAAAAGUUUGCUUAUCGUCUCGUAACCGGCUUCGAGCAGCUCGCCAAAGUUACUUGCGGCCUACAGCAUUCGGUGGCUGUAAAUGUCCACGGGGAAGCGUAUAUAUUUGGAGAUGGCACAGGUGGCCAGAUCGGUUUGGGCAAGGACGACACGAUAGUCGGAGAAGGCGAAUUACGAAAGAUUGAAGUCAACGGCUCUCCUGUCGAUAUCGAGGCUGUGUCGUGCGGCAGACGGCACACUGCGAUCAUCACUUCCAAACAGAAGUCCAUUGGAAGACAACUGCUGGGUUGUGGAGAAAACCAUUCGGGUCAGCUGGGACGACACAUUUCCAAGGAUACGGCGCGUGUGUUUGAGCGAAUAAGGUUACCAGCACCCGGCGAUAAUAUCUUUAUGGUUGCGUGCGGUGGGCUCGUCACUGCGGUUGUGGCUACUCGGCGAGAUGCAAGUGCUGCUGCCGGGGCUGAAGCUGCUGAUGCUGCUGAUGCUGCUGAUGGUUACUACGAGCAUUGUGAUGGCGACGGGGAUGAUGAAAGUUGCACCCAGAAGAAACCAUUUUAUGAUGACCGUGAGUAUGCGAAUGGCCCCGACGACUUCAGUGACUACGACAAUGGGGAUGAGGAUGACGAAAUUAAGGACGGCAAUGAGAACGACAGUUGUGCUGAUGAUGGCGUUAGAUCUAUUGCUGCUGAUGAUAAGGGUUAUGAACCGGAUGACGACGACAGCCAUGUUGGUGAUGAUAUUAGCUAUUUUGAUGAUGAUGAUGAUGAUGAUGAUAAUGAUUAUUAUAAAGCUGCUGACGACAACAACGCCGAUGAAGAUGGUGAUGGUGAUGCUGUUGUUGUUGCUGCCCCUGAUAAUGAUGUUCAUAAUGGCAAUGAUGAUGGUUGCAAUGGUGGCGAUGAUGUUUUUGACGUCCCUGAUGAUGAUGAUGUUGAUAAUGGCAAUCAUGAUGGUGGCGACGGUGGUGAUGUUGUCGUCGCUGAUGGUGGUGGUGGCGGCAGCGGCGGUGGCAUCGGUGGUGGUGAUGUAGACGGCCCUGAUAAUGAUGUCGCUGCUGGUACCUAUCAGUAUGGCUCUGACUCUGACUAUCAAUAUGGCGAUGACCUCGGCUUCAGUUACACUGCUUGUUACGGUCCUGGCUAUCGUACACUGCGUACGUGGCGGCUACGAGCAACCGGGGGAGUGUUCUAUCGCAAGAAAUUAAUGUAUCUCACCUCAGCACCGUACUGUCCAGGAUACGAGGGUUCCGGGAGCGACUUCAGCAACGUGGUCUUUGAAGCUCCGACAUGUGGAGGUUAUCGCCCCGCCUAUGAGUGUGUUCGCAUCACGUCGGACGAUGCCAGUGAAGUGUUUGAAGAUGGCAGAAUCGACGUGUUCGACUCGGAGCCGCUCGUCAUCUCCACCAAGCUAUCGAUAGACUGCGAAGAUGACGACUGGAGUGCCACCAAAUCUGCCCAUAUAAGCAGAACAGCACGUGUGGCUCGUGCGGGUAGUACUCUUUCUUCAGUUGUCCCCCUGGUCACGAGUGCCCCCCGGGUCCAAAAUGUCCCCCGGGUCCAGAAUGUCCCCCUGGUCACGAGUCCACCGGCUGCGAGAAACUGCCUGCCUGAGAGGAGAAGCAAGGCCGGUUCGCAUUGGCGAAAGUUAAGGUUCUGGAAGACACGCAAGAGUAAGCGUACCACUGGAUCCAUGGCCUUAGCACAGGGAGAAGACUCGCGGAGACCGUCACGAAACCAAGCCUCCUCUGCUGCGUGCUUGAUCCUCUGACCGUGAGCUAAGUGUUGUCAUGUGCAAUGUACACUGGUCAAUAUGGUAGGGACUGGAGCUGACUCGCCGGAGUGGGCGCCGUACAACAAUGAUGCUUCCAUGAGGCUAUGAAGCCCAUUUCAUCCAUGGGUACACAAGGGUCACUUUGCACAUCAUGUGCAUAUUGACUGGCCAAGGGCGUUGCUAUUGUUAUUCUCCUUCCGCUUAAAAAUUAUAGGAACUUUUUUGCGUUGGCGCCAAUCAGCACCAGUAUAUCAGUGAAUUAACCUGAGCAUUUAAAAAAAAUUUAAAGCCUUUGUGUGACGGCUUAAGGUAGUUUCAACUUAAUGUUGCUGCUACAAUGCACUUGCAAAUAUUAUAUUUCCACAAUGGCCUAUCAAGCAAACACUGAGGGAGAUCACAGUCAGUAUUAGUUACACGUGAUAAGAACACCCCAUCCUGGCACUAUGUCAGAACACCCCAUCCUGGCACUAUGUCAGAACACCCCAUCCUGGCACUAUGUCAGAACACCCCAUCCUGGCACUAUGUCAGAACACCCCAUCCUGGCACUAUGUCAGAACACCCCAUCCUGGCACUAUGUCAGAACACCCCAUCCUGGCACUGUGUAAACUAAAAUGAGAAAUCAUGACUGUGUGUUGCUCGGGAUUCACUUGAAGUGGGUCCCUGCUGGCUGAGCUCCUCGGCACUCAUAUCAUCAGCCCACAAUAGUAAUGCAGUGUUCUUGCGUUGAAAAUAUAGCGGAAUGAUCCUGAUUUCUGGCCAUGCCAUCACCCCGCAGUCGUGCUAUGCCACUGUUCUAGAGCUUCUGCCGAGCACUGUCACAGUGCAUGCAGACCAUCACAAUUCUGUUUAUUUAUAAUAUUUUAUGAGCAGUUUGGCUUGCAGCCUGGUUUUGCUUCUUCUUUUUAAUUUUUUGCUCAUACACAUACAACUGUGUUUCCUUGAACUUGGAGUAGGACUGUUACGGGUUGUA
This is a messenger RNA of Sycon ciliatum, 3957 nucleotides long. RefSeq lists its product as uncharacterized. Gene Ontology annotation, cellular component: cytoplasm. NCBI's taxonomy places the organism in Eukaryota, Metazoa, Porifera, Calcarea, Leucosolenida, Sycettidae. The record is from RefSeq and is a predicted model, not a curated record. Gene Ontology annotation, biological process: protein ubiquitination; ubiquitin-dependent protein catabolic process. Bases 441 to 2984 code for a protein of 847 amino acids. The transcript is spliced from 14 exons. Gene Ontology annotation, molecular function: ubiquitin protein ligase activity.